This is a messenger RNA of Sycon ciliatum, 5133 nucleotides long. RefSeq lists its product as uncharacterized. The coding region runs from base 573 to 4199 and encodes 1208 amino acids. The record is from RefSeq and is a predicted model, not a curated record. NCBI's taxonomy places the organism in Eukaryota, Metazoa, Porifera, Calcarea, Leucosolenida, Sycettidae. The transcript has 10 exons. Gene Ontology annotation, cellular component: cytoplasm. Gene Ontology annotation, biological process: signal transduction; protein phosphorylation. Gene Ontology annotation, molecular function: protein kinase activity; ATP binding; actin binding.
CUGCAUGCUGUCUUCAUGGUCUUUGCGACGCGACAGUCAGAGAUUGGCAUUAAAUUUUGUUAGCGUUGACUGAAAACAGUGAAAUGUGAUCGCGAUACGAGGGUUGUUUGUCAAAGCGAGAUCAAAGCUAGUAUUAGACAAAUUAGUACGAGCAAUCUUAUUUUCCCAACCGCAUGAAGUAGAUCUACUACUACUGUACCAGUAAAGUCUUUUGAUUUCGUGCACGAGUCCCACACGACCAGCAAAGACUUAGUAGUAGAAUCUACUAGUACUACAGCUUGCUCUCGGACAAGAAAAGAUCCCAAGACUGCAAGAGGAUAUUUGGAACAUUUCUUACUCGCAACGCCGGGCCGUCAGUUGAAUUUAGUGUAGAAUAUUUCUGACGCGAAUCACGAAGCAACGGGUGGUCACUGGUCUGGGCAGAUCGCUCUGCUGUUCACGACUGAGCUCUACUCUAGUGGUGGGGGAUUUAUGGAGCACUGGGUGUGAACGGCUGGCUCGACCGAUGUAGCGCUGAGCGACGUAACUGUCGUUGACUGGAGGUGUUUUUCAGCGGGGCAAUCGCUCGCCCGAUGGACACGGUGGACAGCUGUGUUACCGAUUGUCCGAUCUGUUUCCUCUGCUACGAUGUUGCUCGGCCGCCCCUGGCCACGCCGUGCGGGCACAGCUUCUGUCGAGAGUGCGCCACCAGGCUGGCUGGAGCGGCUCCGCAUCGCAACGCCUUCACGUGUCCGCUAUGCAGAGAGCUGUGCCAGCCCGGAGCUCAGGGUCUGCGCGUCAACGCGGCGCUGCGCGCGCUAGUGGAGGAGCUGGCGGCGGCGCACCAACGGCGCGAGCGUCGACGCAACUCCGACGCGGCGGCAGUGCAGCUGAAUGCACGGAAUGGUGUUGACGUUACGUCCCCCGCAGGAGUGGCCGGUGGCGGUGGUGCGGGAGCAACCACGCCGACACGCGCGUCGCCAAGCCGACGAGAGUUCCAGUACCGGUGCCCGCGCAUAACGUACGAGGAGCUGGAACUGGAGGUGCUGAUCGACAGCGGCGCGUUCGGCGAGGUCCACCGCUGCCGCUGGCAGGGGCAGACGGUGGCGACGAAAGUGCUGCGCUGCGGCGGGGAGAUGUCGCCGGCGGCCGUGGACAGCUUCCAGCGCGAGGUGGAGGUGAUGAGCAUCCUGCACCACCCGAACAUCGUGCUGAUGCUGGGCGCGUGCGUCGAGCCGCCGCGCCUCUGCCUCGUGCUGGAGCUGAUGACCGGCGGCAGCCUGUAUGGCCUGCUGCACUGCGCGUGCGCGCGCCUGGAGGCGGUGGAGGUGCGCAGUGUGUCGCUGGACAUGGCGCACGGCCUGCAAUACCUGCACAGCCUCAACAUACUGCACCGGGACUUGAAAAGCAAGAACGUACUGCUGACGCGCUCCCUGCCACGCCAGGCUAAGCUCUGUGACUUUGGGCUGAGUCGGGUGCGUAUCGAGAGUGCCACCAUGACCGGCAACAUCGGUACUCCGCAGUGGACUGCGCCGGAAGUGCUGAACGACUCGAAGUACCGCCUGUCCGCCGAUAUAUACAGCUUUGGCAUAGUCCUACUGGAGAUUGUCACCAACAAGCUGCCGUUUGCCGGCAAGAACCCAAUGGCGAUUAUCAUGGCAGUUGGUGUCAAGAAGCAACGGCCGCCGAUUCCAGACUCAGCGCCGGCACUGCUGAAAGACCUCAUUGAGCGCUGCACGCGCUGGGAGCCCGCCGAGCGGCCCAGCAUGCUGGAGGUGGUGCGCAUACUGGAGACGUACACGGCGCCGGAACCGGACAAGGCGUCCGUGCUUUAUCAGACCCUGGCGUACUGUGACCAGCAGAGCCAGCCGGCGGAGCGUAACUGGUCGGUUGAGAGCGCCAUUCGAAGCAAGCCCACUGGCAGUGAACCUAUUGAUCUCAAUGGCUCGCUGCAGUUCAAGGGGACAGACGACAACCAGGACCCAGUUGCCACGGCUGAUGGUGCUGCAGAACAAGCCAAACCAUCUGAUAGAGCAGGCGUGCGUCCAACCACCACUACCGCGCACGCAGGCAAGGCCAUGCACGAGUCAACGGGCUCGCCACGAUCCGUCAUGGCCGCCACCUCCUUCUUCUCCCCGCUGGCCAGCACGGAGGAGGAGCUGCGGCCUCUUCACCUGGACUCCAUCUCGCCGCUGCUUCGUGACAGCCCCAUCAUCAAUAUUGUUGGUUCAAAGCAGCUGCGUCAGAGGAGCAUGGAGGGCAGUGGCAGUAGUGACGGUGCCUACACGGGAUCCGAUAGCACCAUACAGGGAUCGCCGCAAGUUUCGUCGGGAGAGGCGCAUGCAGAAGCCAUGGGCGCGGGUGCCAUAGCUGGAGCGGGUGCUGUAGCUGGUGCGGGUGCUGUAGCUGGUGCGGGUGCUAUAGCUGGCGCUGCAGCUAUGGCGACAAGCACAGCCGGAAUGCCACUAAGUGACAACCAGUCACCCGAGGAACGGACACAGAUCGAGAGCGACUUUGAAUUGGCGCUGCGCCUGCAGCGGGAAGAAGAUGAAGCCAUGGGUCGCCCAUCGACGACAGAGUACGACUCCAUGCUGGCGCAGGAGCUGUUGCAGCGUGAGCGGCAGGAGGCCUCGCUGGAUGCCAUCCCACCGCACCUACUGAGCUCACUGGACGAUACCAGCGCCGAACUAGACCCAGCCUUGGUACGGGAACAGUACCUGGCCUACGAGAGGAUCUCCGCACUGUCUCCUAACCCGCCCUAUGACCAGCCCGCUGCUGUUGGGCUUCCGCCGCCUCGUCCGCCGCCCUUGCCGCAGAGACCGAGGCGUGGUCGCGGCCGCCUGGAGUCGUUCGGUGACGAGGCAGCGCGCCACAUGGCCAUGCAGUAUGCACUGGAGGACGUGGAGACGUUCCCGUCCAACCAGCUGAGGGCCACGCGGACGGCGGAGCACUUGUGGCAGCCCACCGCAGCAGACCUGACUCAUGAUCGGCACUACGGACUGACACCCACGAAUGACGGUCCAGCGGCACGGUUUUCACCGAUGUCGUCCGUAGUUGGGAGUCCGUCCCGCGGCGUUAACGCUACUGCUGCUACUGGUGCUGCUCAUACGCCGACUACACCGACCACACCCGUGUAUCCGCCGCCCAACACGAGUCCAGGGAUUACGCGGUCGAGUAGCCGGCCAGUCGUUCCCGUACUGCCACCGCCGUCCUCGGCUGGUGCAGGGUUGCCGCCACGCCCGCCACCACUGCCUCCCCCGCUACCGGCCCUGCGUCCUGUGGACACACGUCCCAUAACCGAGCGCAUCCAUCGGGCGAACGUAUCCCAUCUUGCCAGGGCCCGCAAGUCCAACCCGCGCCGAGCGUUCAGCGCUGUCGUUGGCGAGAUACCGAAGUUUGAGCCGUGUAGGCUACAGCGCUCGCACACCGUGCAGUAUAGUGGACUACCGACACGCAGUGAGUACGUACUUGAGAAGCAGCAAAUGGAUGUCAUUGCUCGCCAGAGAGAGGUGGUCGAGGGCAUGCACAAGGAGAAGGUUGAGGAUGCCGCCAAGGGUGCCGGAACAGGCAAGGAGUCAGCGCAACAACAGCCACAGCAGCAGCAGCUAGACAGCCCGGCACUGGACCUGAUGAACCCAAGGCACACCAUUCAGCAUCUGCGUCAUAUCAAGAAUUUCCAGGACAACCUGCGCAAGGUGCGGGAGUUCAAGUCAGAAUGGCUGCACCAUGUGCCGCCCGAGAAAGAAAGAUCUGUCCUGAGCUCUGGCAUCACGAUAAGCACGAUUGCCCUGACAAUGUUUGCCGACAUGAAGAUUCGCAACAGCAAGAAGUAUAUCGGACUGCACGUUUCCAACCAGGAUGGCUGCCGUAAGAUCAACGUUGCCUUCCACCAGAAUGGAGUUGGGGUCACGACGGCGCAACAGGACGAGCGCUGGUUUGCCACCAUGGUCGGAAAGCUACCGCACGAUCAGCCGCGCUUUGUUCUCUUCGACCUGCUGUACAGCCGAACACGAGACCAACGCUCGAACGAUGUGCACAUCGCGUGCAAGCUGAUUUUAGUGUUCUGGUGUCCGGACAGCGCAUCCGUUGGCCAGAAAAUGAUCUACGCUUCGUCCAAGGGUGCGUUACGACAGCAGCUGGGCGGAGGUGUGACCAAGGAGUAUCGAGCGCAGUGCCAUGCCGACUUGGAGUAUGCCAAGGUGUCAGCUUGCAUCAGAUAGUCCCGAGUGUCUCAGACAGUCUGCCCGCGCUAUUGGCGCAUUCACCGCCAGCUAGCUGCCCAUGAUGCAGUAUUCAUGGGUCUGUUCUGACACUGGCCCCGAGCACACUCCGUAGAAUCACUACUUGCUUGAGCAUGCAUUCAAUGAUCCUGUAGCACGCACAUUAGACACCCACAGACUUGAACACACUCUCUCUCUCUCUCUCUCUCUCUCUCUCUCUCUGUGUGCACAUCCGCACGACCACGCCUCUUAUAUUGAUGCCUGCGAUCACAGACAAUGCUAGUCGCCUAGACUUGCAUCGCAGGCUAACUAUUUGUUUUGCAAAUUGACCCCCGGUUGAGGAUUUCUACACUUGAUUCGUACCCUGAAUUAUUUUUCUUGUCUGAUGAACGCUUGACUGGCUAUUUCUAAAUAGAUAUUCCAGUAGCACUUGUAUGUGACAGUAGUUAUAAGUUAUUAGCUACGCCUGGCUCAGUAGUAUUUUUUGUAGAAAUGUUCACAUGCCAGCAGGCCAUGCAGGUUUAGGUGUAUGAGGAAUCUACCCGGGAUUUAAACUAGCUUAACGUUAUGCAGUAGAAGUCUUCGUAUUAGUGCCACAAAACAUGCCAAAUAUGAAUUAUGAAAAUGUGAAAUUGCUUUGUAAGUUUCUAAUCCCUUCCCACUUUGUGUACGUGCUCUUCAUUUUCUUUUUUCUCUUCUUCCGUGGUUGGUCUCACCCUCUCCUCAAUUCAAUUGGCUGUCUUGACAUGCCUGGCCACGAGGUGCAGAAAUAUAUAAAUAAAUAAAAUAAAGUGGCGUAGAGCCGGUAUCUGAGCCAGGGAGUAGUUAAUUUUAUUUUUAUUUUUUUAUUCUCAUUUUACUGUAGUUGGACUACUCCCUGUAAUUGUACUACUCCCUGAUCUGAACCAGCAGGUUACCAUGGUUACAUAGCCCA